Messenger RNA from Cydia pomonella (codling moth), 415 nucleotides. Its product is annotated as chorion class high-cysteine HCA protein 12-like. The record is from RefSeq and is a predicted model, not a curated record. Lineage: Eukaryota; Metazoa; Arthropoda; Insecta; Lepidoptera; Tortricidae. The transcript is spliced from 2 exons. The coding region runs from base 63 to 341 and encodes 92 amino acids.
AGGGUGAACAGCUAAAUAAGCAAGUAUAGUUUCAAGUAAAUUUGAAAGUAAGUACCAGCAACAUGUCUCCCUUCACCGUGUUUGCCCUCUGUCUCCAGCUCUGCCUGAUUCAGUCCGUGCUGAGCGGUUCGAUUAGCCGCUCCUCCAGUUCCGGCGGCAGCUGCGGUUCGUACGGCGGGCAGGGCUGCGGACAGGUGGGCGCGGCCGGCACCAUCGACGCGUGCGGCACGACCUGCGUCACCGGCGCCGUGCCUGUGCUCGGCUCCGUCUGCUUCGGCGGCUGCGCACCCGCCUGCGGCUCCGUCUCCAUCUGCGGACAGUGCGGAUGCGGAUGCAACUAAAUUCCUCACCGAAGACCUCACACUAAAUGAAUUUCUGAAUCCCGUAUGCCUUGAAUUAAAGCAAUUCUGAACAA